Messenger RNA from Prosopis cineraria, 808 nucleotides. RefSeq lists its product as uncharacterized. NCBI's taxonomy places the organism in Eukaryota, Viridiplantae, Streptophyta, Magnoliopsida, Fabales, Fabaceae. The record is from RefSeq and is a predicted model, not a curated record. The transcript is spliced from 4 exons. Bases 105 to 386 code for a protein of 93 amino acids.
CCCGUCGGUUUUUGUCCUCCGUGAGCAAAAUUUCGGCUCUUAUUCAUAUGUGAGGCGUAGCUGCAGAAAGGGGCGACUCGGGAAGUAGGAUAGUUAUAGAUGAAAUGGUGAGGACGAGCAAAGCGCUUCUGCAAAAAGCAGAGCCACUGGCGAAGACCCUAAUGGAGAUACUGGUUUGUCCUCUCUCAAAGCAACCGUUGAGGUUCUGUGAACACGCGAAUUCCCUAAUCAGUGAUGCCAUCGGCGUUUCCUUUCCUAUAAAAAACGGGAUUCCUAGCUUAGUUCCAAUGGAUGGGAAGAUAGUUGAGGAAGAAGAUACACCGAAGCCCGAGGAUGCUGCCAAUUCAUCAUCAAGAACUGAGGAGAGUCAUGGAAGAAAUUCUUAAAUCGAACUGUUAUGAUGUUAUUCUUAUGAGUAACAACUAACAACUCAAGAUUGUGCUCGAUUGUGAAGAUAUUUUGCAAUUUACUGCAGCAAAUCAGUACGUCAUUCUUCGUUUGGGUUGCAUUGUGCCGGAAUAGCGUAUGAUAGAAUUUGAUUUUAGCUUGUUUGCAGAAAACUGAGGUUAUAAUAUUUUGUUGUGGUUGGUAAGUUACCGAGUAUAGGGACAAGUACACCUAUCGGUAAAUAAAGCUAAAUGGGAAAGAGAUAUAACAUGUUAAUAAAAGAAUUACACACAUUUCUUUUUCUAUUUCUAUUUUUUGGAUGACUUGGUUUACCUAUAAAUUUGGUAUGAUAGAUUUACCGAGCAUAGUUGCAGUGACUUGAAGGGAAUCGGCAUAUUCAGGAAUUGAAUUUUCUUCUCCA